Hyaloperonospora brassicae is the source of this 1194-nucleotide messenger RNA. NCBI's taxonomy places the organism in Eukaryota, Oomycota, Peronosporomycetes, Peronosporales, Peronosporaceae. The record is from the annotation of a GenBank genome assembly.
AUGUCGUCUCGACACGACUGGACCAGAGGAACCCACGCGUCGACCGGCGCGGGCGGGACCCGACCGACCACCGACUGGACAAGUGGACCCAAUCGCGUCGAGACGCAGCGCUCGGAGCACAAGAGAGCAGCACUGGGCGACGUGGACGAAGACGAGCCGGAGGACGAAGACGCGCGUUCGUCUGCAAGCGAUAGCGAAGAUGUCGUGGACUUUACCGCCAUCACAGCGCGACUGGGUGGAUCUGCGAACAGGCAUCGCCGCUCGGUCGUGUCGUCGUUUGUGCCAGCGCCUCAUGAACAGUGGACGCCUCCUGUUUACGUCAAGAGCAAAGGACAUGCCGAGUCCAUUCGUCGCUCGAUCCGACGCAAUCUGCUCUUUGCAACUAUCCCACAAGAUACGAUGCAGGUGCUCGUGAACGCUAUGAAGUAUGUUGCUGUGGACGCAGGAGUGAACGUUGUGGCGCAAGGCGACGUGGCUGGAGACACGUUUUAUAUCGUGGCAAGCGGUGUCUGCGAUGUGGUAGUGGACGACCGGGUCGUAGGGGACGUGUGUGCGACGUCUACGCGUAACUUCUUUGGCGAGCUGGCGCUGCUGUACGACUCGCCCAGAGCUGCGACCGUGCGGGCCAGGACCCGUGUUGAGUGCUGGACACUGGAUCGGAGGACGUUCAAGUGCGUGCUUAUGGCGACAACGAUGCAACAACGCGCCCUUUACCUCGACUUUUUGGGCCAAGUGCCGAUCUUUUCAACGCUGUCGAGCUAUGAGAAGAUGACAGUGGCAGAUGCGUUGCGCGAAGCGUUUGUCGAGUCGGGAGACAUCAUCCUCACCGAGGGGUCUACAGGGGACGAUUUCUACAUUAUUGCACAUGGCGAGGUCAAGUGCACCCGUCGAGGCGAGGAAGUGUUGGCGAGACUUGCAGCUGGCGACUUUUUCGGCGAACUUGCGCUUAUCCACGAUGACGUGCGCCAGGCCACGGUCACUGCUGUGCGCAAGACCAAGCUCCUCGUACUGGACCGAGCCACGUUCAAACGCUUGUUGGGUCCCAUGCAAGAGCACUUGCGAAAGCGUGCCGAUCUCUACGAGCUAUACAUGAACGCACCAAGAUCACGUGCCUCGGUCAAGCCGGAAGCAAUCGCUGACGUGGAUUGCGUGGGUACGCGUGAUAAUUCGUCUUUGCUGCUGGAUGCCUCCUAA